GCUUCCCUUCUCAACCUUCAAUCUUAAUACUCUCUUCUAACCCCUUGUCCCAACAUGGCAGUUUCCAAACUUUUUCUUGCACUGUUUCUUGUUUUCAUGGUACUAAACCUAGAAAAAGCAAAUGGUGAAGCAACUGGAAAGACCAAAAAACUGAUUGAUAUGGCUAAUAGAAAAGGACCUUACUUGGGAUUAGUCAUUCCUAACCUGUUUGAGAUGAAUCCUCUUCUUCAACACCCUAGUUACAAACCUACUAACCUUACCAUUGACUAUGCAGGGAGGAGAUUUCGGUUUGGAUAUAUUGAUAACCAGCCUGUUAUUCUGGUUAUGACUGGACUUGCCAUGCUAAAUGCAGGCAUAACAACACAACUGUUGCUAUCAUUGUUCAAGAUUAAAGGUGUGGUGCACUAUGGAAUUGCAGGAAAUGCAAAUCCAUCUCUCCAUAUUGGAGAUGUUGCUAUUCCUCAGUAUUGGGCACAUACUGCUCUUUGGAAUUGGCAGAGAUAUGGAGAUGGCCCUCAGAAUGAACUACCCCUUGAAGUAAAUGGAGACUACACGAGAGAUAUUGGAUACUUGAAAAUUUCCAAAUACUCUGUGAAUGUGACAAAUUGCAACUCACAUAACAAUCUUCUUAACAACGUUUGGUACCAACCUGAAGAAGUAUUCCCUGUAUUUGGCACUCCUGAGGAAAGACAACAUAUCUUUUGGGUUCCUGUUGACCCUCAUUACUUUGCAAUCGCCAAAAAACUCGAGGGAUUGAAACUAGAAGAGUGUAUAGACGCAAAAACAUGCUUGAGUCAUACACCAAAGGUAGCAAGAGUACACAGAGGAACAAGUGCAAGCAUAUACUUAGACAAUGCAGCUUACAGGAGCUUUAUCUACAACAAAUUUGAUGUGAGCCCUGUGGAAAUGGAAAGUGCAGCAGUGGCUCUCAUUUGCUACCAGCAGAAGACACCUUACAUCGUUAUCCGUGCCCUCUCUGACUUGGCCGGCGGCGGUGACUCCGAGAACGAGGCCGCCACCUUCAUCACCCUUGCUGCUAACAACUCUGUUGAGGUUGUCGUGCAAUUCAUCAAGCAGUUGUCUUUGACCAAAUAUCAAGAUGCUUGAGUUUGGAAUUAAUUAUUCCGCAUGCAGUUAAUAAUUCAUCCUCAGAUGAGGAGUAGUUUGAUGCAAGUUAAGUUUAACUUUUUUUAAAAUGUGUACUACUACGUUACAUUCCCAAAUAAUGGAAACCUUAUGCACUGUGCUUAAACCCAAAUUA
This is a messenger RNA of Nicotiana attenuata, 1261 nucleotides long. Its product is annotated as 5'-methylthioadenosine/S-adenosylhomocysteine nucleosidase-like. The record is from RefSeq and is a predicted model, not a curated record. The coding region runs from base 55 to 1107 and encodes 350 amino acids. Gene Ontology annotation, biological process: nucleoside metabolic process. The transcript is spliced from 5 exons. Lineage: Eukaryota; Viridiplantae; Streptophyta; Magnoliopsida; Solanales; Solanaceae. Gene Ontology annotation, molecular function: catalytic activity.